GGCGCAGGUGCCGUGCUCCGUGGCGAACGAGGUGGCCCCGGGCCAAGUGCGUCGCUUCCACUUCCAGCGCGCGGGCUCCGCUCAGGACCUCCUCUGCGUCUUCACCUUCCAGACGCAGCUCGGCGCGCCGCUGGCCGUCGUGCUCCACUUCCUCCGCUUUGAUAAUAUGACCGAACGGGACUGUGAAUGUGGUGAGCUGAAUAUGUACGACGUUUUGCCAUCAGGUGAACCGGUUUUAAGCGUUAGGAAACCGCAACGGGAGCGUCUAACCGCUUCCGCUUGGAAAUAGUGGAAAGGAUUUUCAUUUUCGAAGAAGGCAUUUCUGCCAUUGCUUUCUUCGCCGGCCAUGGGAUUGGAGAUGCGGACGUCCUUUGUGCUUGUUUUGGCAAUGUGGGCGGCAGUGUGGGCGGAAGAGGAGGGCCCCAAGCCCCAGGACAGGCGGUGCGCCUCCCUCACUGACUGCGGCUCGUGCCUCCGCACACCCGACUGUCACUGGUGUGCUUCUACUGGUGACAGCGAAAAAUCAAGAUGUGUUUCCAGUAACAAGGCCCUUGGUUCAUGGUGUAAAGGUUUUGCCUGGGGACCCAAAACUGGUCAUCAAAUUGUAAACAAUGGAACUGACAAGAGUCAGCUUUAUCCACAACAUGUGAAGUUGAAGCUACGGGUUGGCGAAACUAAAACUAUCAGGGUUGUUUUUAGAAGAUCGGACGAUUAUCCUAUUGACUUAUACUAUUUAUUGGAUAUGUCAAAAACAAUGAGAGGGCACAAAAAUGAAAUAUCAAAAUUGGGACAAAAGUUAGCAUAUGCCAUGAACAAUGUGACCAAAAACUUUCGCCUGGGAUUUGGAAGUUUUGUUGACAAAGUUAGAAUGCCAUUUGUCUUCACUGAUCGAAAUACGCUCGAAAAAUCUUGCCAGCAAUAUAAAUGUGUGUCUCCGUAUUCUUUCAAGAAUCAUAUGCCUCUUGAUAAUAAUCCCGAUAUAUUUGCUACUAAACUUCGAGAAACUCCUGUAUCCUCGAACAAUGACUCUCCAGAAGGUGGCCUUGAUGCUUUGAUGCAAGCCAUAGUUUGUACAGAGAAGAUAAAAUGGCGUCCCGAUGCUCGUCAUUUAUUAGUUUUUACAACAGAUGAUUUGUAUCAUAUUGCUGGAGAUGGAAAGGUACUACCUUCUCAUUUGAAUUUCUUACGAUUUUAUUAUGACUAUCCGACUAUUUCUCAGAUAAAUAAACAAGCCAUUAAAAAUAAGAUUAAUAUAAUAUUUGCUGUGACAUCAACUUAUUCCAAACAGUAUCAAGAGUUGGCAAAACAUAUUCAAGGAUCCAGAAUGGAGAUUUUGUCUACAAAUGCAACAAAUAUUAUCAAUAUUAUUACUGAAGUAUACAAUAAAUUUGAAAAAUCUGUUAAAUUACUUGAUGAUGCUGGAAGCAGAGGCAUUGGAAUAAUUUAUUAUUCAAAUUGUUCUGAAGGCGAACAAAUAAGAACAAAUGAAUGCAAUGAAAUUAAAGCUACUGUACCUGUUACAUUUGAUAUCGAUAUUACGGCGAAAUUUUGUCCACCAAAUUUGAAUAAAGAUAUAUGGAAUACAACAAUUAAUAUCAGUCCUCACGGAAUAAAUGAAAAACUACAAUUAGACAUUGAAGUAUUUUGUUCCUGUCCUUGUGAAUUUGAAGGACAUGAGGAGUUCUACGGAGUGCAUUGCCAAUGCGAUAACUUCUCCUGUAGGCGCCACAACGGACUGUUGUGUUCCGGGCCGGGGAGAGGUCGCUGCUCGUGCGGGAAGUGCGAGUGCGAGCCCGGCUGGACCGGGGACGCGUGCGAGUGCCCGGAGAUGCAAACGAGUUGCCUCGCCCCUGGGGAAGACAAAGUGUGCUCGGGCGUGGGAAAGUGCGUGUGCGGAAAAUGUGAAUGCGAGGAAGAACGCAGUGGAAAAUAUUGUGGGGACUGUAAGCCAACUCUCAAUAUGACAUGUACAGGUGGUCGGUGUAAAGAGUUUGCUGAUUGCAUUGAAUGUAUGGUGCACGAUACUGGAAGAUAUGCUGGAGCAUUGUGUUUAAACUGUAGUAUUCCAUCUCCUGAACGGGUUGAUUCAAUAAGCGAAUCCAGUUUAUCUUUCGAGGAGAAAUACUGCAAAAUUCCUGAUGAUUCCGGCUGCUCGUUUGUCUUUACUUAUCAAGAAGAACGAGGGUCUGUGAUAUUGAGAGCAGUAGAAACAAAAGAAUGUUCGGCAGCAAUAAACUUAAUAGGAAUUGUGCUUGGAAUAAGUGGAACUACUCUAUUUCUCGUAAUUUUGACAAUUUUGAUAUGGAAAUUAUUAACAACAGUUCACGACCGAAGAGAAUACGCCAAGUACGUCAGCGAGUUGGAAAAUACGCAAUGGGCUGCGGUUAAUAAUCCUCAUUACAGAGAGCCAACGCGAACCACAGUCAACCCAAUAUUUUCUAGGAGAUCCAGACUUUCAUUUAUGCUCAGAUGAGAAGAAAUAUUUGCAUCCUGAAUUAGGGAAUGUAAAUGGAAUGCUAUUGUUGAAUAUAAGAUAUUCAGGUACACCAAUGUUAUAUGUAGUUUAGCUCACGUUUGUAUAUUUCUGCACUUCUAGUGAGUGAUUUAAACGAGUGUAAUGUAGCAUUAUUUACACUAUGUGAAUGGUUUUGUGUUCAAGUUCAGUGUACUGUGAGGAACAAAGUGUCUUAUUUAUGGAAAAUUAUGGCUAUAAUGUUUUAAAACGUCUUGAUGUGUACGUCUUGUGUAUCUACGGUUUCUGUGGAUCCAGUAAUUCAUACUCGCAACCAGACAAUACAUUUCACUUUAAUUGCCAUGAAAGUUUGCAACAAACCGACACGGCAUAGUUGAGACAAAAUAUAUUACAUGCAAAACUUUAAAAUUGUUUUACUAGACUUUGAUUUUUAUUUCAUGAAGAAUUGUAAAUAUGCGAGAAAGGCAAUGCUCUUAACACUUUAUCUUUGUUGUGUUUUCAAUACUGUCCCUCCUAUUGUUCUUCCAUAUCCAUUGCAGAAGAACGUUUGAUGGUCGCAGGAAAGGAACGUAUCUGCACCCUCUCUGAUUUAUUAAAUAAAUAAAUAGCAACUCGUAUUAUCGAAGUCAAUGGACUUAUCUUCUUUAAUUAUAUAAAUAUUUUCUUAGAGUUUUAGCUUCAAAAUAAAUAUCGAUUGUCUGGGUGUUUCUUGCUCAAACUAGAUUUGUGAACGCAAUCUUGAAUGUAUCAGAAACGCAUUUAAUAGAAAAAUAACAAUUUCGUUGCAUUUAUCUCUGGAUGAAUACCCUUGCAAUCGCUUUUGUUGGUGCACAUGGGUAAUAUGCUUGUGAAUAUUUGGAGAAAGGUGUGGUAUCAAAAACGAAUUUUAAAAUCUGAAAAUAUUUAUUUAGAAUUUCUUGUAUUAACUGACCACCUGUGAAUGUGUAAGGAUAUGAAAUAGUGAAAUUUCUCUAGACGAUUUUAUUUCUUAGCUCUAUUUGUCCUUCGGUCAACAAUGGAGUUAGUCUUCAAUCAUCUUUGUAUUGAAAGCACGUAAGUGUUUUGUUUUGGAAAGUAAUUUAAGCCUUUUACUGUACCAAAUUUUGGAAUUUUGCUGUAAAUGGUAGAUUAUUGGUCCCAGAUGUCUUAUCACUUGCUUUUAUUAACCGGUUUUAUAAUAUAAUCACCAAAUUUAAUAAUAUCCUAAAAUUAACAGAAUGAACGCUAAUCU
This is a messenger RNA of Gryllus bimaculatus (two-spotted cricket), 3704 nucleotides long. NCBI's taxonomy places the organism in Eukaryota, Metazoa, Arthropoda, Insecta, Orthoptera, Gryllidae. The record is from the annotation of a GenBank genome assembly.